Messenger RNA from Bolinopsis microptera, 3546 nucleotides. Its product is annotated as probable maltase-glucoamylase 2. Gene Ontology annotation, biological process: carbohydrate metabolic process. Bases 20 to 2866 code for a protein of 948 amino acids. The record is from RefSeq and is a predicted model, not a curated record. NCBI's taxonomy places the organism in Eukaryota, Metazoa, Ctenophora, Tentaculata, Lobata, Bolinopsidae. Gene Ontology annotation, molecular function: carbohydrate binding; alpha-1,4-glucosidase activity. The transcript is spliced from 25 exons.
AGGAAUGUGAAGCUACAGAAUGGGAGACAACAUACACCAGUUAACGAGCUUGCCAUAUUCAAACUUUGAAGAUGAACAUUCUGAAGAUGCUGAUCAUGCACAUGGUGAACAUGGACAUGGUGAUCACAUACCCCACUUACAUGUUGAAAAUGUAACAUCAAGUGGGAGAAAGCCUCGAUUAACAGAAAAGUUUAAAACAUUAACGAAAGAAAAGAAAAUAACCAUCAUACUAGCAUCUCUUUUAGUUAUAUUGUCAGUAUUUACAAUUGUCUAUGCCAGCGUGGAAAAACAUAGAAAGCCUCUUGAAGAUCAUGAAGCUACUUGUAAAGCUGUUGAGAAGUUUGAAAGAGUAGAUGCUGGUUUCAACAUUACUAAAACAAAGAAACAGUGUCUGAAAUGGGGGGCAUGUUGGGAUUUCACCGCUCUUGGUUCCCCUGAAUGUUUUUACCCAUUUUCUAAUCGCAGAGGUUAUCGUGUUGUAACAAGCAAGGUUCAGGUUUGGGGAAUGGAGAUAGAUCUGGAGCGUAUUGAUGCUUUAGAUAGUAUCUUUCCUGAUGAGGUUAAAACCUUAAAAUGUAUCAUAUCCUAUGAGACGGACAGCAGGUUACGAGUUAAGAUAUUUGAUCCUGCAAAGGAAAGAUAUGAGGUCCCUAUGAGCUCGCACCACGAAGUAUCUGGCCACCGUAUGCAGUACAUCCUCACCAUAACCCGUCAAAUGUUUGGGUUUUCAGUGUCCCGAACUCACGAAGCUACCUCUACUAUUUUUAACACGACUAUGGAGGGUCUCAUAUUCUCAGAUCAGCUACUUCAGCUCAACAUGGCACUUUCCUCAAGUAAUGUGUAUGGACUGAGUGGCGACCACAAGGACGGUCUACUCCGCAAAAUGGAGUUUAACUAUCAAAGUGUCUGGGCGACCUCGGUCGAGAAACGACACGGCGCGCACCCGUUCUUACUACACGUGGAGAAAGAUGGUCAUGCUAGUGGUUUCUUCCUACAGAACUCAAACGCUAUGGAUGUUGUCCUGAGUCCCUACCCCUCUAUCACAUUCCGCACAAGCGGUGGAAUUUUAGAUUUCUACAUCUUCCUUGGGCCCACCCCAGCUGAAGUGAUGGCCCAAUUCUCUGACAAGAUUGGAAAACCGUUCCUACCGCCGCUGUGGGCCUUAGGCUACCAUUUUGGUAGUGAAAACUUCCAAACCGACGAAGAAAUCUCGGCUCUUGUCAACUCUACGUUUCCUCUGGACGGAGUAUGGGUAGGUAAGUCAACUCUAGAGGAAAACAUGGAGUUCACAGUGGAUGCAGCAAGAUAUCCGAAUAUAGAGGAUACAAUAUCUGAUUUACAUAACAAGGAGAAAGUGUUACUAGUGGACACAAGACCUGCUAUUCUCUUGAACAGUUCCCUGUACGACGAAAAUGCAACCAACUUUGUCAGGGACAGCGCCAAUAAAACGAUUAUAGCGAAGGUAGCUGGAGGCGAGGCGGCACUACCGGACUACUUCCACCCGGCCACCUUGAACUGGUUACAGGGGGCUCUAACUACCUACAGGUCUGCUCUGUCGUUUGCUGGGCUGUUUAUUGACGAGAAUGAACCGAGUACCCUAAGUGAUGGGAGUGUUGGUGGCUGCUCAAAUACUGACUCUUACGAUGAUCCUAUUUACAGACUCAGAAACGUACCUAAGUUGAAGAAGAAGACGUUGUGCCCCAGUGCGCGCCACCACGGAGGUCUCCGUCACUACGACGUGCACAACAUCUACGGAUGGAAGAGCUCUGCUGUCACUAAUGCAGCACUGUCUGGAGUGAUAAAAGAACAGCGAUCCCUCCUUCUCAGCAGAUCCACAUACCUGGGCUCUGGAGUUCAUACUGGUCACUUUAUCAAGGAGAACAAAGCCACUUGGGAGGAUAUGAGACAUUCCAUCGUCGCGAUGUUGAACUACAACAUGUACGGAAUUCCAUUGGUUGGAGCUAAUAUCUGCGGAUACAAGAUCGGAGAUGAUCCUGACGAGGCUGGAGAAGAGUUGUGUGUAAGAUGGCAUCAGCUCGCUACCUUCUACCCUCUAGCUAAAAGAUAUCCCGCAGUUGAGACACAAAUGUUGAACUUUGGUAACGACACCGUGAAGAGGAUACAGGACGCAGUUGAGCUGAGAUACAAGUUGCUACCUACACUUUACACACUGUUUUACAGCGCCCAUACCAGAGGUUUGACAGUGGUAUCGCCUCUCUUUUUCGACUACCUAGAUGAUAAGAACACGCUGUCUAUAGAAACUCAGUUCAUGUUUGGUACUGGAAUCAUGUUUGCUCCCGUUCUCAAACCGGGGGUUACAGAACACGAGGUGUAUUUCCCAAAGGACCUGUGGUACGACUACAACAAUCCUAACAAUGUCAUCGAUGGGGUUAAUGAUCAUGGUUUGUCUAACCAAAGUGUUAGUCUUGAUAAACAAACAUACUACGCACGGGGCGGACAUAUCAUAGUUACUCAUUUCAGUUCCUUCUCUAACACUAAGGAAACUAACGAGAAGGGAGAUUACGUAUUGGAUGUAUAUCUCAGUGCCUCAGGCCAGAGUUAUGGUGAACUGUACACUGAUGAUGGGGUGUCCAUGCACACCAUUACACAUGACCAGUUUCUGUAUGUCAAAUUCAACGCCAGCCAGGAGCACCUAAGAUCAGAAGUAACGUUACGAUUCCCUGGUCAUGACAACAAAAACAAGAUACAAGAAAUAAACAUAAGAGGUUUGACGAAUCACACUAAGGAAGUUGUGGUCGGUGAUAGUACGGAUUUAUGGGAGAACUUUACCUUCCAGGACGGAGUGCUAUGUGUAAAGUCUCUAGAAUUGCCCAUAGUAGAGGCAUUUAUGCUCACAUACAGAUAGCAUCAGAUUGACCCUCUAUGACGACGUUAUCGACUCUUUAUGACGUCAUGUUCUAGCUAAUUGGUUAAUUAGGUUUGGGGACAAAAUCUCCAGUGUCGAGUUUUUUGUCCAUUUUUGUUUGAUGGCCUGCUGAUUGUUUCUGUGUGAAAUUAAUUGAAAGGAUGUAAAGAAGAGACGAGCGGUAAAACUCAAGACUUGAAACUUCCAAGCGGGACUUGACUAAAUAUUAUACCUUUUGUAAGAGAAAGAGAGAGAGAGAGAGAGAGAGAGAGAGAGAGAGAGAGAGAGAGAGAGAGAGAGAGAGAGAGAGAGAGAGAGAGAGAGAGAGAGAGAGAGAGAGAGAGAGAGAGAGAGAGAGAGAGAGAGAGAGAGAGAGAGAGAGAGAGAGAGAGAGAAAAUUGAAUGUUUUUAUUCAAUCAAUCAUGAUUUGAUUGGGUGUUAAUUAUUAAUUACUGAUGAUUUUUGUUGCAGGACUUGUAUAUAAACGAGUGUGUAUAUUUAUCUCUGAUUGUGUAUUAUAUGUAUUAUUUAUCAGACGAUUUUGUUUUCCAUAAUUUUUCCUAAUCGAAGAUCACAACAAUAAUGUAAGCUGUAGUAGUCCUUGUUUUUUGAUAUGUAUGAUAUUAAAUUAUGAUCGAUUUGAUGUUGUUAGUUGGUAUAUUUUUAUCUAUUUUUUGAAA